GGGAUUCCUUUAGAAUAAAGAGGUGCGGUGGAAACGCACGGAGGCGAAUGUGGAUGUGCGUUGGAGCGGUGCCAUGGUUGUAAUGAGGCUGGGUCAACACAUCCGCGCCGCUGGAGGAUGGUGCGCGUAACUCUCAGGUUUUACAUCACAGGUUGUUGUGCGGCUGCUGGGGGCCACUUGUGGGGCCCCUUCGUCCCAGGGUCGGUUCUUACGCACCUGCUUAAUGCAGCCUGACAUAAAGAAAGAGUACAGCUACAGACAAUGUCCCCGGUGCUGUUCAGAGUCAGUUCGGUGUGUGUCGGUGUUGCAGAGGCUCCAGACGGUGACUCACUCCUGCUUGGCUCCGGUUUGGGGGGUUAGUAGGCUAGUCCAUGCAGACAAGUGGAAAAAUCCCAUGCAAACUCCGAGGACACACUUGUGCGUGUCACGUGUAGCAGCUCUCGGUAAAGGUUAACGCGGCUGUGCAGCCCUCAGGCUUUAACCCGUUCGCAGCCGCGCACUGUGAAGGAGCACAACGCGAGCCGGAGCGCACAGAGCCGCCAGCAGCGACCGAGGCACCAUCAUCCGUCCCGUGGCUGCGUGUGGACGGUCAGUGUCUGUGUGUGCGUGCGUGCGUGCGGGUGUGAAUCUCGGACUAUAGACGGAGCCACAAGCAGAGAGGAUGGAGACUGGUGGAGUCGACGCGCUCCGGUGAAGGAGCCUUUCAUCUUACAAUCAACUGCAACGAGAGGAGAGACGAGCACGGUGUUCGAGACCGAGAGCGACGCUCCGCAGGACACUGACCCCCCUCCAGUCCUAACUUCACUAAACUGAUCAAGAACUUUUGGACCAAACUGGUUCUUGUUUCCGUCGCUGAAGCACCAGUUCAAACUGGUUACCACAAGACAAGAAUGGAAAAUCUGAAUUCAGCACUCAAGAACUCAGCGGAGAACCUCAACUGCCUUGACACCUUCAGUGGUUAUGAGGAUUCACUUCCCUCUGAAUCUCCAUCUCGCCUCGGGCGCCAUAUAAAACCCAAAUCCAGCAUGAGCUGCAGGCGAAAGCGUGAGUUCAUUUCUGACGAGAAGAAGGACGCCUCCUACUGGGAGAAACGUCGCAAGAACAAUGAGGCGGCCAAGCGUUCCAGGGAGAAGCGGCGUCUCAAUGAUAUGGUUUUGGAGAACCGUGUCAUUGCACUGAACGAUGAGAAUGUGCGGCUCAAGACAGAACUGCUCCAGUUGAAGCUGCGCUUUGGCAUCAUAAGCACAGCCUCGUAUAUUGAGAAGAGCCAGCAGAUCGGUGGGGGCAACAACACAGGAACCGGAGGCUCAUCCUCCUCCUCCUCUAAUCAGUACUACUCCAGUGGUUACUCCAGCGGCUCUCAGAUGAUGAUGACGUCAGAUUCCUCCGAAACAGAGCAGUCAGGGCGCAGCGAGAGCCACAGGCAGCUGGUGAAAUACUCCCCACGUGGAUCCCUGUCCGACAUGUCAGACAGCUCCUCCAGGGACAGCCCCGAGCCGCUCCCCUUCGAGAUCAAACAGGAAGGGGACAGGCUGGAGAUGGACAUUGCCAAUGGCACCACAACCCAGAUCAUGUUCAACAUCCACCGCGGCCUGGCCUCUGUACCCACUCACCACCAGAUCCAGCAGCAUUCUCAGGAGCUGGAGGCUGCGUAUCACAGCCAACAGCAGCACCUUCAGCAGCAGGAGCCUGUUGCUGCCAUCAGCACUGUGAGCCAGGCAGCCCCUCACCCGCCUGCUGCCCAGAGGAGCGUCAUCCUGUACGGCUCCAGCAGCGCCUCCUACCCUGUGGACACUGAUGUGCUGCCAGCGCAGAAGCAGAGCAGCAGCCCGGGGUUUGUCAGUCGACUGCCCCAGAGCUCCACAGAGACCCUGGCAGAAGUGACGAAGCAGCUCGAGAGGAAGACAUUGGACUCCCCUUCAUACGAGUUCUCAGACAGCCGCAACGAGGCUGCAGAGAGACAGAUGUAUCGAGUUUGCCAACUUCCCCAGCAGCACCAGCAGGAGAGCGAUUCGUCUGCCGAGCUCCUCCACCAACACAUCGAGGGGGUCAACCAAUCCCACCUGUACCACCAUCUCCAGCAGCCUCAAAAUUCAUACCUCAGUGCCCAGGACGAGGAGCCGCCUGUGCUCACCUACGAAGGUGGGCCCAGGGAUGAGGCCUACUACCAAGGCCCCUCCAGCAAGGACACUUCAUCCAGUGAUGGAGAUCCCCGGAGCUCUGACAAAGAGGCCUCCACGGAUGACGACGAGUCCCCCUCCUCAUCCUGCUCAGACACGGGCAGCUACCACAACCAACACCUUACCAGCCUCCACCGGCCUGCCUCACCUUUGCCAUCCUCCCAUGGCUGCUCUCAGGCCCAGGGCCGGGAUCCGCACGGGGAGGUGAAGGGCACGGCGCUGCCCCACAAACUCAGACUCAAACACCGGGCGAUGAGCACCGGGAGCGGACACUGCUCUGGCCAGGAGUCCCCGACCACGCCUCCCUCUGCCACGCCACCUCCCCUGCCCCAGCAUCCCUACUUCUCCCUCACUACACCACAGGACAUUACGCGAGAGAGCGCAGGUGGCGUCUGUAAGCAGGCGGGGGAGAAGGAGAGCGGGACAAAGGAGGCGAGUGGACGACGAAACAAGAGACGAGAUUAAGGGACACUGACUUUUAGACUCGUCACAAAAGACAGAAUUUCCUCCCGAGGAAUUACCCUGCCAUCAUGCCUUUGCCCUUUAAUCAAACCCCCUCCUCGAGCCCCUGGGACAAGAAGCUGGGCUUUUUCCACUUUCCUAAACCCCGACGUCACCAAAUAGGCUGGACAUCUCGUAGGGCUGUAAUAUAUUUGUAUAUAUUGUACAGAUUUGUCAUUUCUUACAUCCUCUCCAUACUUACAAGAGCACUUUUGUUUAAGCGACGAGAGGAGGAAUGGAACUUCCUGCUUUUCUACUUUUGUCAUUAGUAGAAAACAUCAGCAAAAGCACAUUUCAAUCAAUUACCAACAAGAAUGUGGGAAAGCAACGUUUUGAGCUUUAUCAGUGCUAUGAAUCCGGUACAUACCUGACUGUAGACAAACAUACACAUGUAUGGCAUCUGCCUUAAACACAAUGCAAUGCAAACGUACACUGGGGACAUCCCCUCGACCAAAGAAGCACCAACACUACAAACUUUAAGUUCCACACCUCCUCCCGGACCCUACCUCUACCAACCCUUUCCCCAACCAUCUCCAUUCUGUCACGAAAGAUCGCCUUCGCCUUUAUUUUUUAAGCACUUGGUUUGUAUAUUACUGUGAUAUAUGAAUAUAUGUAUCUAUUAUAAAUAUAUAUUUUACAAAAAGAAAUUUGAAUACAAAUCCAACAAAAACACGACAGACCUGCAGUGGCACAAUAGGAGGUUUUAGAAAGUGACCAUCCUAAUGAGAAUCAGUGAACAGCCACACGUCUGCUGUCGCUACAGGAGCCGUUCAAAUUAAAGAUGCCUCUUGAUUGUCAAGCUUUAGCAUUAAUCAUUCGUUAAUGCCGUUUACACAGAAAUGGCCGUCCAGUCUGGAGCGCCAACAGCACUGAAUGGAGAACAUGUUGUUUCCUGAGGCCGAGGCCUCGUUAAAAUGUUUGGAUUUCUUAACCUUUAACCAGCCUUUAAAUAUUCGGUGGAAUUCACCAGCUGCAGGCUCUGAGCCUUGAGUUUAUUUGAGCUUCAUCAACCAUAUCUUCUUGUUGUUACCAUUUACUGGCCCCGUGUAUUUAUUUCCCUCUUCUCCCAUGUCACUGUAGAAAAGCCCACAGGAACAUAGAGGGAGAACGUGUACAGAUCUUUUCAGACGCAGCACAAACUGCAGCCUCCAGUACGAACUGUAACGUGGGCACGGGAUGCUCGGGGGUGGUGGUGGUGGUGGUGGUGGGGGGUUUAGUCAAAUCUGUGUGAACGUGUAAACGAUGGUUCACUGAGUUCUGAGCGAGUUCCUCUUUUUAAGAAAACCUUCCAAAACCUACUGUACAUUCACAAACAGAGACAUGAGGUUGUUGUAGUUUGACCCAAACCCUCGCCGCUCACACACGACCCCAGAUAAUGAAGUUAUUGAGAAAUAGAAGUACCAACGAAAUACCAAACGUUUCUAACCCCCUUAAAAUAACCGGAGCUGUGAUUGGUGGAGACUCCCCUCGUUUCCCCCUGUGCCUCCAUUACUCAUUUCAGAGUUGAUUCAUCCCCAGUUUAAAAAAAAAAGAAAAAAGUCUAUGUACCACGUUUGGCUUUUUGGUGCUUGUGUAUAAAUGUAAAGUUCCCUCACCCUCGAACAACUGUAAUGUUUAUUUCAUUGGUUUUAUAUCCUCUUUUUUCAUCGAGGUGUUGUUCUGUUUUCUAUCUGGUGUCUUUCCUCCUAUCGACUGUGAUGACAUGUAUUUGCCUCAUUCCUCCUCCCCCCCCCCCUUCUUUCAGUGUGUAUUAAUCAGUAAUGUUUGUGGUUUUGCUGAUGGUUCUAUGAAAAAACGGCGAGGAGAGAAAAAAAAUGAAUCAAACAAGGUUAGUGUGGUGUUUAGAGAUGGUGGUUGGUCUGGUUGGUCAUUACCAUCGCUUCCUUUUGACAUGUAUGUAAAGACACUAAUGUUCACUGUGGAAGAUGGGAGCAUUUCAAGAUCUGAAAAACAAAAAUAAAAAAGAAGAUUGUUGACCUUUCAACAUAUCAUGACAAGA
Molecule: messenger RNA, 4680 nt
Organism: Hippoglossus stenolepis (Pacific halibut)
Lineage: Eukaryota; Metazoa; Chordata; Actinopteri; Pleuronectiformes; Pleuronectidae
Gene: nfil3-2
Product: nuclear factor, interleukin 3 regulated, member 2
Exons: 3
Coding region: 891-2645 (584 amino acids)
Biological process (GO): regulation of DNA-templated transcription; circadian rhythm
Cellular component (GO): nucleus
Molecular function (GO): DNA-binding transcription factor activity; DNA binding
Source: RefSeq, a predicted model, not a curated record